AAGUUGUUGUGUUUGAGAAGAUGCAAAAGACUUCUAAACACCAUGAUUUUACUGAGCUGAGUUCUGUAAUGCAUACAAGUGAAAAAAGCGUAUCUUCUGGUACAGAAAUAUCUGUGGAAUCUAAGGAUCAGGAAUUCAUGCCAGAAAAUCUGGAACUGUAUUUGGAAAGUGAUCAGUUUAUAUCACCUCAAAAUACAUCACAUGAGGAAACACUUUCAAAAGACGUCAUAGACACAUUGAUAAAGGAAGUAAAAGAGCAAGCCCAUGAACAAGAGCUAUAUACAGAGGAAUCUAUUGAUUACAGUUCUUCCAGUCCUACAUCAAAGGCAAUGCAAGGAGACCACGAUAUCAAUGAGAAGGAUCAAUGCAUUGCUAAUAUAUCAAGCAAAAAUUUUCAAGAUCGAUCAACCCUAGCAGAGACAAGCAUAUCAUAUUUACAAAGCAUGAGUGAUGAAUUCCAAAGUGGGUCUAAGAUAAAACAACUUGACUUUGGGGAGAUAAACGAAGAAAACCUGCAAGAGACAAUUUGUGAGCCCCAAGAAAUGUCCACAGUUGAAAAAGAGCAAGCAUUCAGAAGUUCUGAUUCAGAAAGCAAAGAUAUUUUGAUCCUUGAGGGAAAAAUUACUAGCUUUGGUGAGGAAGAAAAGAGAGAAAUCUAUUGUGGUGAAGAAUUGGUAGGAAAAGUAGAAACAGAUACCCUUGAAUUUGUAUUCGAUUUAAAACAAAAGUUUCCUGUCAGCGAUACUGUGGAUAAGAAUGUUCAAGAUCAAGUUGAAAGUCAGCAAUCCACAAAUUUCUGUACAAUUUCAAAUGCUCUUGAUAGCUUUCCGGAAGAUUCAAAUAAAGAACAUUUUGAUAAAGAACAGAACAGAUUUGAAUCAGAGGAAAUACGUGUCAAAGAACAGUAUUUUGUUUCUGAUAUCAUAGAGGCUGACACAAGCAAGAUAAUAGAAGGGGUACAAAUCACAUCACCUCUAAGAAAAAACACACAUUCUAGUCAAGGUAUUUAUGAUGAAAAUGAACUCAGUAAAAAAGUGAAUUAUGGGCAAGAAAAUAUACUGUGCCAAGAGAUGAGGGAAUUUGGUUUACGGCAAGCUUCCUCAGAUACUGAAACUGUGGUUGAAAAACAGGAGGAAAUCAUUGUCAAAGAUUUUGAAGAUUUUGAAGGAACAGGUGUGAGUAUAGAUAAAACAAAAGGAAAUGCAGAGGCAGAAACAUCAGUUGAAACAGAAGAAGUAUAUUAUAAUCAGGACAUUUGCAAAGAGAGAGAGCCAAUAGAGGAAACUAUAUUUGAUUUAAAACAAACAUCCGCACAUAUUGCCAAUGAUAAUCAAGCACAGGAAGAUAUAACUGCCAAAGAUUUAUAUUCUGAUUCUGAAGAAGUGAAAGCAGAUGCAGAGAAGGCUACAGAAAUGGCACAGAAAACCCCAUUGUUUCCAGAACAAGAAAUGGUUUCCAGUCAAAUAUUUUCCCCAAACAGUGAACCAAUGAAGGCAGAAUAUAAUAUUAAGGAUCUAGAGGAAGAACUAUUGUUAAAACAAGCUAAAUCUAUUGUUGAAAAUAUAAUUCAGGAGCAAAUUAGUCUCCACAAAGAGCAAAUGCAUGUAAAAGACCAACAUUCUACUCCUGUUUAUUCAGAUCUGGAAAUUAUUGGUGGAAAACAUGUUAUAUGUGAAUAUUCGGUUGCUGAAGGCACAGAAGCAGACAUCACAGAGAAAGGAGAGAAAAGCAUGUCAUUUUUGGAAGAAAAAGUAUAUUCUGAUCCAGACAUUUCCAAAGUUAUUGAAACUAUGAAGGAAGAAAGUGAAGAACAUCAGUGUUCAUCAUUACCCCAGGAAAACAAUAUUUUUGAAUUAAAGCAAUCUUAUUCGAGUGCAGAUAAUAAUAAUCAGCCACAAGAGGAAAUGCAGCCAGAGGAAAUAUAUUUCAAACACCUCUAUUCUGCUCAUGAAGGGAUUCAGGGUGAUUUACAGAAUAUCACAGAAAUUGCGCAAAAUAAGACAGAAAUUUUUACUCAAAAAGAUUCACGCUCUUUGGAAACAAUACUAGAAAAAGAAAAUGUAGAGGAACAUGAAUCCCCAGAAACUGAAGAAAUCAGUUUUAAAUUAGCUUUUCUGAAUAUAGACAAACAACAAGAAGAACAGCAGUCACAGGAGGCUGUACCACUGAAAUUUCUACAUUUUGCUUCUGAAGGAAUGGAAGCCUUUCAAGGACAGCAACAACAGACUACAACUCAGGAGAUUUCUAAUGUCAGCGAAGUCCUAAAUGAAAUCAGUGGCCACAAAGAAGGUACUUCGUUCCAAGAAAAGGAACAACAAGAACAGAUACUUGAUUUAAAAGAGCAAGCUGCUUCUUUAUCACAAGAGUUGUUGAAAGAGACUGAAACAGCACAAAAGAAAGAUGUGUAUUCCUUUAAUCUGAAGGCUGUUUUUGAGAUGGAGGGUACAGAAACAGAGAGUUUCAUAAAACUCCUACGGGAUGCACAUGUAUUCGAAGAAGGAACUUCUCUUAUUGAAGAACUUCGUCGGAGCUAUAAGGUAAGAAUGGAAGGAAGGGAUUCCCCAGAACAGAAGUUGCAAACAGAAGCAGAGCUGUCAGUAACAGAGAUGCUGAAGAAGGCCUUGGAAAGCGCUGGCUUUCCCACUGAGGAAAAACCAGUUUCAAAGGAGUGUGACGAACGUAAGGGAAAGAUUUCUGAAGAGGAAGUGCUUAAGAUGCCAGAUGAAGCCUUUAUAUGGGGACAGGCAGAACCUGCCCCUGUCAGUCAGUAUUUUCAAAACCUAGUGAAAGAAAUUGGUAUGUCUGGGCAUUCACCAGAGAGUAUGGUUCCAGAAACAGAUAAUUUCAUAUCUGAUUUGAAAAAAGCUGCACAUGAAAAAGUAUAUCCCGGUGAGCACAAGACAGAAGAAAAAGCAGAUCUUAUUGAACACACCUUUAGUAAAGGAGAGAGGAGCUCUUUAUCUGAGAGAAGAAAUACCAACAAUUCUUUAGAAACCCAAAUAACAACUGAGGAAGAACAUGCUACUUUUCAGGGGACAUUCGACAAGGAACUCUCUUUUGCUCAAUACCUCCUUGCUUUAAAAAAUGAAUCAACGGCAGGCCAUGAAGGACAAAAUGGAAACUUAAGCAGUCUCACAGAGCAAGAACAUAGUGCAAAACAUCAUUUUGAAGAAGAAAAACAAUAUGACGAUACUAAAUUUGUAAAUUCUUCUCUAGGAAACUUGACUGAAAGGGCUCUUGCAGAACCUGUUGUUCAGACUCAAGAGCCACCUGUCCCUCCAAAUGAGGAAGCAGAUUUUUCUCUUACAAAGUAUUUGCUUGCAGCUGGAGAACAGGAGACUCCAGAUGUCAAAGACUCCAAGAGUCUGAAACAGGAGGGUUCUAUCACUUCCUUGGAGGUGGAAGAUGUAACAUUUAGCACUGUUUAUGAUUAUUACAACCAACAGCAAGAACUGACCCGCCCUUUUUCACCUGAGUCAGAAAUGUCUAUUGAUGUUGAUAGCACUAGCGGAGAUGAACUGGUAGAAUCUGAGAGAUUUUACACACCACCAUCAUCUGUGGAGAAUUUUGAAUCUCCUAUGUCUUUUGAUUCUUAUCAUACACCAAUUGGCAGCCCAGAGCGCUACUCCACACCUUCAGAGGAGCUCAAUUCAAGGAUGUCUCCAUCAGAUCUAGUAAGAGGGGGUACACCACCAGAACGUUAUCAAACACCCACUUGCUCUUCUUUACAAGAAAGGAGCCCAUCUAUUGAUGAGCUGCGUGCUGAAAUGUUUGGCACACCUUGUGAAGCAUUGGAGCCAAAGGGAAAUGAAAUGCCCCCAGCAUUUAUUAAACCACUGACUAAAAGGAAGAUCUAUGAGAAUAGCACAUUGCGUUUUAUUGCAGAAGUCAUAGGUACUCCCAUACCCGAUGUGAAGUGGUACAAAAACAAGUCAUUGAUUGAACAAGAUCAAAGAGUCAGAGUACAAAAAGAGGGUGAUAUAUGUAUCUUGGAAAUUUGUAACAUUAAAAAAACAGAAGGAGGAGAAUAUAUAUGCCAUGCAGUAAAUAUCGUAGGAGAAGCCAAAAAUAUCACACAAGUUGAAGUGUUGCCCCAUGAUGGGAGAGCUUUAGCUCUCCCUCCUCCAGUAACUCAUCAACAUGUCAUAGAGUUUGAUAUAGAACCAGGCACCACAUCACGAACACCUUCUCCUCAGGAAAUACUCUUGGAAGUAGAGUUGGAUGAAAAUGACAUUAAGGAAUGUGAGAAGCAAGUGAAAAUAGUUACUGUUCCUGAACUUGCUUCUGAUAACCAGAGUAUGAUUGUAUCUCUUGAUGUUCUCCCUUUAUCGCUGGUGGAUCGCACAAUGGCUUUAUCUGGCAAAGAAAACGAAGAUGUGAAAAUUGAUUUUGAAGUCACUGAGAUGCCCCCGCGUUUCACCACUCCUGUUUUUGAUGUCAAAGUUCCAGAGAAAUCUGAGGCAUUGUUUCAGUGCAAAGUCACAGGCUGUCCUAUUCCAGUAGUCCAGUGGUUUAAGGAGAAUAAAUGUAUUACUCCAGAUGUUUGGAAGUAUGCUGUUAAUAGUGAGAAUGGAAGUCAUAGUCUUAAAAUUCAGAAUGUAGAGCACUCUGACAGCGGCAUAUAUUUGUGUAAGGCUGUAAAUACUGUUGGAGAAGCUAUAUGCAGAAGCUCCUUAGUUGUAACAGAGAGCAAGAGGGCUCCUGCGGGGGCAAGCGGUGGAGAGGAAACAGAUGCAGAUCUAGGUAGCGAAAGACCUCAAAAGAUUGAUUUGCUUGUUGAUAACACUAUUCAAGAUGGCAACCAGACUGAAAUAGAACUGGAGUUUGAGUUUGAACGUGAUAGUGAUGAUUCUCAGAAAGCUGUUAGGUUGGUGGCUGUAACAGAACAGGACCAGGAGGUAGAGGGAGAAUCUUGUGUGAACAUUAAUUUUGAUGUAUUUGCUGAGCCAUCCAAAGAAGAGCAGAUUGAAUUUAAAGGCGAGAGUACAGACAGCUGCAGUUUUGAAUUCCAGGUCACGGAAGCGCCUCCAAAGUUUAUGAAACGUAUUUCUGAUUGUGCUUCUUUCAUGGGUAGCUCUGCUGGUUUCCAGUGCCUAGUUGUUGGCUCUCCAAAACCAACUAUCAGUUGGCUCAGGAAUGGUGCAAUGAUUCAUGGAGGGAGAUACUGCAUGGAGGAAAGCCAGGCAGGAUGUCACAGUCUGACGAUAAGGAAUUUAGUACUGGAUGAUGAAGGGGAAUACAAAUGUAUAGCAACAAACAAAGCAGGGACUGCCCAUAGUGUUGCUUUGUUAACAGUCUGUUAAAUUCUCUAGUUGAAAACCAUGUUUUUUAACAUAACGGGGUGGCAGAUUUUAUACUGUUUGAAAACAUCCAUGCAACUAAACUAUGUAGCAUUCUUUUCAGAUGCUUCUUGAACUUUGAAGCAAUCUUAUUGGUGGGAUUCUCUGGCUCAUACCAAUGAACCACAAUCUUGAAAGAUAUAUAGUGGUGCUUAGAUUUUAUUCAGGGCUGCAAAAGCAGCUAAAGUGAGUUCCGUUGAUACUCAAGCCUUUUGCAUCCUUGUAAUGAUGAUAUCUUCAUCACCCACCAUCUUCUUUGACAAUGUGUAAAUAUUGUGUUAUCUAAAGGUGCAUAAGAGUUCUUGAAAUAUCUGAUAGCUCCUUUUUGUAACUGACUAAUUUGGAAUUGUAUGUAAUUUGCAAUACUGUAUUUUCAGUACAGUCCCAUGAAAGAACUCAGAUGAGGAUUUCUCCCUCACAAUGUUGUAUCAGAACAGGACAUUUUCUCUUGAAGAACUCCUGAAUCUUUAUGCUAUUUCUCUCUUGACAAAAUCCGCUAAAGUAACUGAGAGCCAAGCUACAAGAGACAAAUAACACUUGA
Eublepharis macularius is the source of this 5880-nucleotide messenger RNA. Its product is annotated as titin-like. The record is from RefSeq and is a predicted model, not a curated record. NCBI's taxonomy places the organism in Eukaryota, Metazoa, Chordata, Lepidosauria, Squamata, Eublepharidae. The coding region runs from base 21 to 5303 and encodes 1760 amino acids. The transcript has a single exon.